Scomber scombrus (Atlantic mackerel) is the source of this 5952-nucleotide messenger RNA. It is a transcript of the gene glsa, whose product is annotated as glutaminase a. Bases 24 to 1904 code for a protein of 626 amino acids. NCBI's taxonomy places the organism in Eukaryota, Metazoa, Chordata, Actinopteri, Scombriformes, Scombridae. The record is from RefSeq and is a predicted model, not a curated record. The transcript has 18 exons. Gene Ontology annotation, biological process: L-glutamine catabolic process. Gene Ontology annotation, molecular function: glutaminase activity; protein binding.
AUUUUCCCUUUCACAGGAUUGAAAUGUUACAAUUCCGGUCAACGGUAGCGCUCAAGGAGUUGUUUCAAACGCAGCUGAAGCGUCCGUUAACGUGUAGAGUCGGUGUUAAUAAACCGACCGCCGCUACCACCACCGGCUCCUCCAGCUUCAGCACCGGCUGCUCGGAUGGCAGCUCCCCGGGAAGAGGGAGGGUGUUCACCGGGCACAACUUCACCAAAAAACACGGUGUGAGAGAGUUCUGCUCCAAAGGUGAAGAACAAAAUGAAACGUCUAAGGACUCAGCAACGGAGAAGAGAAGGAAGGCAGGCAUCUUGCCCAGUCUGGAGGACCUGCUCUUCUACACCAUCGCCGAGGGCCAAGAAAAAAUCCCAGCGCACAAAUUCACCACAGCUCUUAAAGCUACGGGUCUUCGCACAGGAGACCCCCGGCUGAAGGAAUGUAUGGAGAUGCUGAAGGUGACGGUGAAAACCACGUCUGACGGAGCGCUGGACCGACACCUCUUUAAAAAAUGCGUGCAGAGCAACAUCGUUCUGCUCACUCAGGCCUUCAGGAAGAAGUUCGUCAUCCCAGACUUCCAGUCCUUCUGCGGUCACAUGGACGACCUGUUCGAAAACGCCAGAAACCUGUCAGGAGGGCAGGUGGCGGACUACAUUCCCCAGCUGGCUCGCUUCAGCCCGGACCUGUGGGCCGUCUCCUUGUGCACUGUGGACGGACAGAGGCACACUGUCGGCGACACUAAGGUCCCUUUCUGUCUGCAGUCUUGUGUUAAGCCGCUCAAAUACGCCAUCGCCGUCCACGACCACGGCACCGAGUACGUGCACCGCUUCAUCGGCAAGGAGCCCAGCGGUCUGCGGUUCAACAAGCUCUUCCUGAACGAGGAAGAUAAACCACACAACCCCAUGGUUAACGCUGGUGCUAUCGUCUGCACCUCCCUCAUUAAGCAAGGAGCAAGCAACGCCGAAAAGUUUGAUUAUGUCAUGAACUUCAUGAACAAACUGGCAGGAAACGAAUACGUCGGCUUCAGUAACGCAACUUUCCAGUCGGAGCGCGAGUCUGGAGACAGAAACUUUGCCAUCGGCUACUACCUGAAGGAGAAGAAGUGUUUUCCAGAGGGGACGGACAUGACCUCCAUCUUGGAUUUCUACUUCCAGUUGUGCUCCAUCGAGGUGACCUGUGAGAGCGCCAGCGUCAUGGCGGCCACUCUGGCCAACGGCGGCUUUUGUCCAAUCACAGGCGAGCGCGUGCUGAACCCUGAGGCGGUGCGAAACACUCUGAGUCUCAUGCAUUCCUGCGGCAUGUACGACUUCUCCGGACAGUUCGCUUUCCACGUCGGUCUGCCGGCGAAAUCUGGCGUCGCCGGCGGUAUUCUGCUGGUCGUUCCCAACGUGAUGGGAAUCAUGUGUUGGUCUCCUCCACUCGACAAGCUGGGAAACAGCGUCAGAGGCAUCCAGUUCUGCACGGACCUCGUUUCUCUCUGCAACUUCCACAACUACGAUAACAUGCGGCACUUCGCCAAGAAACUGGAUCCUCGCAGGGAGGGAGGAGACCAGAGGGUGAAGUCGGUGAUCAAUCUGCUGUUUGCUGCUUAUACAGGAGACGUCUCAGCGCUGAGGAGGUUUGCGUUGUCCUCCAUGGACAUGGAGCAGAGAGACUACGACUCCAGGACAGCGCUGCAUGUGGCGGCUGCUGAAGGUCACACUGAGGUGGUUCGCUUCCUGCUGGAGGCCUGUAAAGUCAACCCGGUUCCCAAAGACAGGUGGGGCAACACACCGAUGGACGAGGCGGUCCACUUCGGCCACCACGACGUCGUCACAAUCCUCCGCGACUACCACACUCAGUACAGUCCUCAGGAGACACCCGACGACAAGCAGAGCGCUGAGAAGAACCUGGACGGUUUGCUCUGAUGAGGGGAAAAAAGAACAACUUCAGAUAAUGAGCCUGAUGGUGUGAAUGAAAGUGAAACCGCUCCUCUCCUCUCCUCCCACCUCCCUACGUUAAAUCAUGGAUGGGACGCACCGAGGCGGGGAAACAGAAAACAGAGAAAGAGUUCCCCUCUUAAACUGUCCGAUGGGAAGAAAUGUAACAGAAAACAUGUGAGAUCAGGUCAGAAGUCACUAAAAUCAGCUCAGACAAUAAACUGUACAGUAGAUUUAAUCCGUUAAAACAACUUCAGAUGAAAGGAAGCGGCGUCCCUUCAUCAUGUUACUAGGUGUUGUUUUUUUUGUAUAUUAUCGUAUGAACUUUGAGCAAAAGCUGGGGGAUGGGGAAACAUUUUCAUUUUUAUUACUAUUAUUAUUAUUAUUAUCAUCGCUCCUUCUGUAUUUUAGCUUUUUUUCCCCGUCGUCGCUGCGGCCGCUGAAAUCGAGGGGCGACGUCAUUUUUUUUAAAUCGCAAAAAAACAAGAAGCAGCAGGUGUUAAAAAAAGUAAAAAAUAAACCUUCACUUCAUCGUCAUCAUCACAACGUGGUGGAAUGUAUCGCCCCUCCCUCUCCUCCUCCCCCCCAAAAAAAUACACUUUAAUGUGUGUGUGUGUGAACCUCGAUAUAUUUAUUUAUCUAUUUAAGAUAAAGUGUACAUUCAUGUAGUGUGUGUGUGUGUGUGUGUGUGUGUGUGUAUAUUAACACAGAGGACGCGUUUAGUGUAAAUACGUACAGGUGUAGAGUCGUAGUUUCUGUAGUGGGAUCAGUGUGUGUGUGUGUCUGUGAAGUUAGAUUUCACCGAUACACUCCGAAAAAAAACUGUCAGUAUUUAAUCUUUAAAUAUGACACAAAUAAGAUGAAAUUUACAUCUUUUUGUUACCUUGUUUAAAAACGUUUAAAAGGUGACGCUUUUAAUUUUUGCUUUCUAAUAUUUCCCCCCCCCCCCCCUAAAUGGAGAUUUUAUUUUUCACUGUUUUAUUGUAUUAUUUGCUAUUUAUUUUGUUUUUUUAAUAAGUUUUUAAAAAAUUGUAAGCAAGUCAGCCAAAGUUGAGGUUGUUUUCUGUGUUUCUACAUAUCAGAUGUGACACUGCCAGCGCUGACAGCACAGAGACUUCACUGCUGUCAAGAUCGACGACUUUUUAAACGCACAAUAUGUCAUUUUUUCUGCCGCAGUUAAAAAACUAAUACAGAAGGCGACGCAAAAUAGUGCAGGGAUCGUGGGAGUCGUCAUCUUUAGUGUUAAAAACCAGCUUCGAGAUCUCAUUCACUCCAGAACAAACUGACCACGUGAUUAAAAACAGUAAAAACAUUGAAUAUCUACGUUUUCCUGACAGUCAAACACUAAACAAAAGAUGCAAGUAGCACCGGAUCAUGGGUUAAAUUCAUUGUUUUUAAGCAGGAGACGAAUUAUCCACAGAGAUCCUCUACUCCAAAAAAACCAGACCUACAAUCAUUUAAAACAACCCGAAAAGCAAUCAAUAAUUCAGUUUCACGUUAAAUAUCUGUGUUUUUCUAACAGAGGACGUCCAUAGUUUUAUUUUAAUGAGUCGUCUUCAUUGUUAAAAAUCUGCAUUUUUCUUAUGCUAUUUUCCAGACAGAGGACGUCCAGUGUUUUGUUUUAAUGAGAGACUGUCAAAAUCUCCCUUCAUCAGUCUUUAUCCAUUAUCAACACAAACCAUUUAAACAAGUUAAAUGUGUGCUCACCUCGUAACGUUUCCUAUAACGACAGAAACAAACCAGUUGUAGUAUAUUUGGUUCUUACAACAGUUAUCAUCAAUCAGAAAGUCGCCUCUAUUCAACCAGUUAACCUGCUUUGUCACAAUAUUCACACUAAAUGUUCGGUUUGUGGCUAAAUGUUUAGUUGUGCAGUUUGGAUACUGCAACAACAUUCAAGGUUUCCUCUCAAACAAGCAAACAUUUAAGACACAAAGGACCAGAUGAAUAUAUACUGUAUUGAACAUUCAUUUAAAGGUAAUUCAAGGUACCACUUUCAGCUAAAGUCGUCCGGUUAAAAGAUAAAAAAGUGCAACCUCGGAUCUAAAAUGCGACUCAACAAAAUACAUAAUGGGUCUCGUCUUGUUGGUUUUAGACAUUUAAAUGCAGAGAAGUUACAUGUUGGGCCUUUAAGGUUCUCUUAAGCUUUUUAUGUUAUGUUUGUUUUUUUAGAUUUAAAGUUAAAGACAUCUCAGCUCACAGAUUUAAAGCUCGUAACACCCGAAAAUAACUCGUGUCAAAGGAAUCACACUUAAUUAUAGGACAGAUUUUGUCAUCUUUUAAUUUAAAUUUCAAUAUAACAAACUUUAAAGCUUUUCUUACAGCAGCUAAACCUUAAAUUUAAACUUCUGGCUUUAUUUUAAUGUCAUAUGACAUGUUUGAGCUUUUUUAAGUGCAAUUCAUUUGACGCUUUUAACCCUAAAAAUCUGUGAGGAUCAAAAAGCUUUCAGCCACUUCUCAGUAAACGUGUUGUAAUGUAUCACAUGAAAUAUGAAGGUUUGUAUGUGUGAGGACUCAGGAAGGUUUUAGACUAUUAAAAAACAAAAAAAACCUAAACUGGAUGAGCUUUAUAACACAAGUUUUUAUAUUUGUCACACACUCUGAAAGUUGGGUUUUUGUGUGUUUGUAGCGUGUCGGAGGUUUGGAUGUUAAAAAUUCACGUUUAGUUAAAAUUUUAGAGCGAACAUUUCUCCGCCUUCAGGUCGAGAUCAGUUCAGUUUUUAAGGGUUCAAGCUUAAAAAGGGUUUAACUUGACUUUGUGUGCUGGUUUUAUUCUUGAUUUUCUUCAGACAUCGUCAGAUGGCCACGAAUAUUAACGCAAUCAGCCAGAUGGGGUUGCCAUGACAACCAACUUUACGUUUUGGGCCUAUAACGUGUAUAAAUAAACCCCAAAAGGCUGAUUUAUGGUCGGUCGCCCAAGUUUCACCCAACAGUUAAAAUUAAAGAGUAAAGUGUUGUCUCCAUAUUAAUCAAAAGCGCUAUCCUUAAUUUUAAGCAAGGACAUAAACAAGUUAGCUAGAGUUUAGAAAGAAGUUCAGUGAUAACUACCUACAAAAAUCACCAUGGCGACUUUCGGUUACACUACCCAAUCAUAUUAUUGCACGAAUAAAUACGACGGUGUCCAUGGCAACGAAAUCCCAAGUGUACAACAUUAGGAAAGGAAAACGUAAAGCGACACUUAAACUAUAAAACCAACGAGAAUUUAUGUCUCAUAAGCAACAUUUUCUCGUGGAUUUUGGGGUUUCAGACGAAUCCGAACAUUAGUUAGUCACGCUUAUUUCAACCUGGUUAGAUUUUCCACCUCCUAAACUGUCGGUCUAACUACUACCAAAUUUUAGGAGGAUCAUUACUGGACCAGGGUUAUCAAAAGUUGCUUAAAUAAAGUUUGUUAAUGUCUUAAUUAGUUUGAUCAACUUCAAAAAGGACCAAUCAUCGCCACACAUGUACCCUGAAAGUCUCAUUCAAAUCGACCACUAGGGGGCGGUGCAGUUGUUUACAUUGUUUAACCACGUGUGUAAAACUAGUUUAAAAAUCAGUCAGUAGGGGGCGCCACCAGCUCCAAACACAAGGCACAAAUUACGCCAUAAAUCAGCGAGUUUCAUCCAAACAUGAUGAAUAUUUUUAAAUAAAACUUCUUAGUGUUUGUUGGCUUGAACCCUGAAAUCAAUGCUUCAACUUUAUAUUCUUUAAUUAAAAUAAUUUAAAGUAUUUUAAUUGAAAUUUCCCACGAGCACAAAACUCAAUAUGACGAUUAGCAAUAUAAACUCGAUGAUUGUACGAUUUAAAUAAAAAUGAGCAAUACGGAUUAGAUAAUUCCUAUUUUCUCUCUGAGCUGAUCCCGACCUGUUAGCGCUGCAGCUCGUCGGUGAUUACGAGGCGAUUGAUUGUUUGUGUUGUUGCAGCUGCGACUCAAACUGUUCUGAAUGUAACGUGUUCGGUGUCGUACUGUUUUCCUCUUCAUGUAUGUUUCUGCUGCCUUCGACACUCGCCGAGUGUCGCACGCAGUUCAGAUAUUUAUUCACAGAUGAAAAACAUUUAA